AUGUCGCUCAUCUCGGCGCACAACUCUCCCAUGAUCUCCAUACCGAAGAAGACGACGGAGGAGGUCGACUGGACGGGCCCCAUCCGCAACGCGAUCGCCCAUUCGUAUGGCGAGGACCCGGAUAACUACGCAACCGAGUGCUCGAACCUCCAGCGAUGCAGGCAGGAUGCGGUCAAGGGUGCAGGGAGCGACGUGACAGCUAAGGACCUACUGCACAAGUACUUCGGCCAGCUCGAACUCCUCGAGCUCCGCUUCUCAGAAAUCCGCGUCAACUUCCCGUGGCGAGACGCGUUCACGAACAAGCUCACGACCCAGACGUCGAUCGCGUUCGAGAAGGCGUCCAUCAUCUUCCAGAUCGCGGCGACGCACUCCGCCAUCGCGGCCUCGCAGAACAGGUCCGACCCCGAGGGCCUCAAACGCGCGUUCUACUACUUCCGCACCACCGCCGGCAUGCUCACGUACAUCAACGACAACUUUCUCCACGCACCGUCGACGGACCUCAGCCGGGAGGUGAUCAAGUUCCUCGUUGGCAUCAUCCUUGCGCAAGCGACGGAGGUCUUCUUUGAGAAGUGCACGGACGAGAAGAAGGGGAACGCGUUGGUCGCCAAGAUCGCGGCCCAAGCCGGAUUCAUGUACACGGCGCUGGGCGAGGAAGUGAAGGAGUUCAUGGGAAAGGGGAUUUUCGACCGGAACUGGGUGACGGUCAUUCAGACGAAAGCCAAGUACUUCACAUCCGUCUCACAAUACUACCGCGGUCUAGCGGACAGCGCUGCGGGCAAGCACGGCGACGCCCUCGUCCGCUUCACCGCCGCCGAGACCGCGGCGAAGGAGGCGAACCGCACCGCAUCCUCGUUCGCGUCCCUCUUCGUCACCCAGAUGUCCCCCAACCUCCCGCCCGACGCCGGCCCAGCGCUGCAGGACCUCACGAAAGCGCACCUCGCGAUGGUGUCAGACAAGAAGAACGAGGCGCAGAGGGAGAACGACCUGAUCUACAACGCCGUGCUCCCCACCGCCGAGACGCUCCCGCAGAUCGACAAGGCCACGGUCGCGACGCCGAUCACAAUCCAGGAGGUGUACGCAUCGCCUGACGUGCAGAAGGUGAUCGGCGUGGACAUGUUCAUCCGCCUGAUCCCGCUGAGCGUCCACGAGAGCGCGAGCGUGUACUCGGAGGAGAAGGCGAAGCUCGUGCGCGGCGAGGUCGAGAAGGCGGAUAACGCGGAGGUGGAGGUCAAGAGCGCGCUCGACGCGAUGGGCAUCAAGGACGGACUCGUGCGCUACAAGGCGAUCGCGGACGGCGGGGUCGGGGGCGAGGCGGAGCUGCCGAUGGAGGUCCGGCGAUGGAAGGAGGAUAUCGCGCUCAUGGAGGGCCGCGAGGGUGUCGACAGCAUCAUGGUCGAGCUCACCCGCCUUAAGGACAGCGUCAAGCGCGAACUCGAGGGCAUCAGCCGCGACCUCGACGCGGAGAGCCGGGAGUGCGAGGCGAUGCGCGUCAAGUACGACCAUCUGUGGAUGCAAGCCCCAUCGGCAUCGCUCACCAAGUCCAUCCGGCAAGACCUGAAGGCCCACCUUACGGCCCUCGACGCAGCGGCUCAGUCGGACCAGCAGGUCGUCACCAUGUGGGAGUCUAUCAGGGGCGAGAUCAACUUGCUCCUCUCUCCGGAGGUCGAGGACGUCUUCAGGGCAAGUACGGAGAAGGGCGGCACGGAGAGCCUACUGGACCUAGACAUCGGGAGCGAGGCCAAGGAUGACGAGGAGCGGGUCAAGAUCGGUCGUUUCGUGGAUGAGAUUGAGGAGAGGCUGGGGCGGCUGAACAAGAUCUCUCAUGAACGCGGGCAGGUCUUGAAGGAUCUCAAGGAUAAGGUGCAACAAGACGACGUCUCCCAUCUGCUCCUUCUAAAUCGCCGGAACACUGGCGUCGAGAGCACCCUCUUCGCGGGCGAACUCGAGAAGUUCCGCGCGUAUCAGCAACGGCUGGCGGCCACUGUCCGUCACGAGCAAAUCGCCAUCCAGGAGCUGAACACGCUUUGGCGUGGCCUGCGGGACCUUGCUGGCAGGGGCAGCGGGGCGAAGAAAUGGGAGGAACGCGAGAAGCGGAAGAAAGAUACCGUGCGUCGAUUCUCGCGUGCGCGCGACGUGUAUAUGGAAGUCCGCGACGGCCUCGCGAAAGGACUUCAGUUCUACUCGGAGCUUAUCGAGAUGUCAACCAGUCUAAGACGCUCCACCGGAUCGUUCAUCUCAGAGCGUAACGUCGAGCGCGAAACCUUGGCUUCUCAAGCAGAGACCGAACGGAGAUUCGCGAUCCCCAAGAACGCCUCAACACCCAUGUAUGGCGACAAGCCGCCAGUCCCUCCGCCUCCACCGAAACCCUCCACCGGCCUCGAGUCUGCCUUCUCUUCGAUGAAUAUGCACGGUGCGAACGGCUCAAUAUCGCCCCCUCCUGCACCACAGCGCCAGUGGACGUCGCCUCCACCCCAGCAAUACCAACCAUCACCAUCUGCGCCUCCAGGUGCUCCUCCCUCGCAAGGUUUCCCGCCUCCACCCGCCCCAUACACGCCCUCCCAUCCACCCUCUCAGCCCUCUUAUCAACCCUCUGCGCCGCCAUCAGAUCCCUACGCCUCGCUUGGUUUGUUCACAAGCCCUAACACUCCACCGCCUCCACCUGCGCAGCACCAGCAGCACCCCUCGUAUCCCUCGCGACCUCCACCACCGCCGAGCCAGUUGUCUUCCCAAUACGGACAGCCGCCGCAGAGACAAGGAUCGUACCCACCCCCGCCCCCCUCAUCUCAGCCUCAGUACGGUAGCUACCAGAGCACGCCCCCACCACCGCCUAGCAGCGCGUCAUCGAUGCUCCCGCCCCCUCCUCCCCCAAUCAACUACCAAACGCAGUACGGGUCGACGCCCGUCCCUCCCCCUCCCCCACCCCAACAGCCGCAGCAACAGCAGCAGCAGUGGCAGUACCAGAACUACGCGCAGCCGGGCGCGCCGCAGUAUCAGUACGGACAGGGACAAGGUUACGGGCGUUGA
Molecule: messenger RNA, 3024 nt
Organism: Epithele typhae
Lineage: Eukaryota; Fungi; Basidiomycota; Agaricomycetes; Polyporales; Epitheliaceae
Product: BRO1-domain-containing protein
Exons: 5
Coding region: 1-3024 (1007 amino acids)
Biological process (GO): protein transport to vacuole involved in ubiquitin-dependent protein catabolic process via the multivesicular body sorting pathway
Cellular component (GO): endosome
Molecular function (GO): protein binding
Source: RefSeq, a predicted model, not a curated record